Messenger RNA from Oenanthe melanoleuca, 930 nucleotides. Its product is annotated as insulin-like growth factor 2 mRNA-binding protein 1. Gene Ontology annotation, molecular function: mRNA 3'-UTR binding. The transcript has 8 exons. Gene Ontology annotation, cellular component: cytosol; nucleus; cytoplasm. Gene Ontology annotation, biological process: regulation of gene expression; nervous system development. The coding region runs from base 1 to 930 and encodes 309 amino acids. The record is from RefSeq and is a predicted model, not a curated record. NCBI's taxonomy places the organism in Eukaryota, Metazoa, Chordata, Aves, Passeriformes, Muscicapidae.
AUGAACAAGCUCUACAUCGGGAACCUGCCCGAGGGCGUCACCGCCGCCGAGCUGGAGAAAGUGUUCGCCGAGCACCAGAUCUCCUUCAGCGGCCAGUUCCUGGUCAAGUCCGGCUAUGCCUUUGUGGACUGUCCCGACGAGCAGUGGGCCAUGAAAGCCAUCGAAACUUUCUCGGGGAAAGUGGAGCUCCACGGGAAGCAGCUGGAGAUCGAGCACUCAGUGCCCAAAAAACAAAGGAGCCGGAAAAUCCAGAUCCGGAACAUCCCGCCCCAGCUGCGAUGGGAGGUUUUGGAUGGAUUGCUGGCCCAGUACGGCACCGUGGAGAACUGUGAGCAAGUGAACACGGACAGCGACACCGCCGUGGUGAACGUCACCUACGCCAGCCGCGAGCAGACCCGGCAAGCCAUCCUGAAGCUGAACGGGCAGCAGCUGGAGAGCCACGCGCUGAAGGUUUCCUACAUCCCGGACGAGCAGCCCGAGAACGGGCGCAGGCCCGGCCCCGCCCGCGGCCCCGCCCGGCCCGGCUCCCCGCCCGCCGCGGGGCUCCCCCAAAAACCGCCCCCCCCGGACGUGCCCCUGCGCCUCUUGGUUCCCACCCAGUUCGUGGGCGCCAUCAUCGGCAAGGAGGGCGCGACCAUCCGCAACAUCACCAAGCAGACCCAGUCCAAGAUCGACGUGCACCGCAAGGAGAACGCGGGCGCGGCAGAAAAAGCGAUCAGCAUCCACUCCACGGCCGAGGGCUGCUCGGCCGCCUGCAGGAUGAUCCUGGACAUCAUGAACAAGGAGGCCAAGGACACCAAGACGGCUGACGAGGUGCCCCUCAAGAUCCUGGCCCACAAUAACUUCGUGGGGCGCCUGAUCGGCAAAGAGGGGCGGAACCUCAAGAAGGUGGAGCAGGACACGGAGACCAAGAUCACCAUUUCCUCGUGA